UUUGUCAGUCGUUUGAGUCACGCGGUCGUCGAAACGCGAACGCCGCCGUCAGUAGACCCAGACAUCAGCUAAAAAAAAACAAUUGAAUUGACGCGGUCAUUACACAACUUGCUGCUUAAUUACAAUAAAAUUUUUUCUAAUUAUUAUUCUUAUUUGUAAGACAGGAACAUUUGAAAAUGGCGCUCUUGGUUAAACAAUUAACGAGACAAUUUAAAAAUAUUUCUUGUGUCAAGACAAUUAAAUAUUUUACGAGAGAUAAUUGUCAGCUGAUAAAAUCUAUUGCGCAUGCGAGAACUAUUGCAACGACAUCUACUUUAGCCGAAAGAUGGUAUACAGACAAACACGAAUGGAUUGAAUUGAAUAAUAAUAUUGGUACUGUUGGUAUAUCUAAUUACGCUCAAGAUGCACUUGGUGAUGUUGUUUACGCACAAUUACCUGACGUUGGAUCUUCUAUUAAAAAAGAUGAAGAAGUCGGUGCCCUGGAAUCUGUAAAAGCGGCGUCAGAAAUAAUAAGUCCGAUAACCGGAAAAGUUAUUGAAAAAAAUACAGCAGUCGAAAAUAAACCAGGACUAAUAAAUACGUCACCUUACAAAGACGGCUGGCUGUUCAAAGUCCAAGUCGAUGACGUAGAUGAGAUUAAAUCGCUGAUGGACGAAAAAUCGUACGAAGAAUUUUUGAAAUCAGAUCCCCACUAAUUUACCGCUCAUUUCACUAGGAUUUUAAAUGCCAUUGGAUUAAUAAUUAUUUAUCUAACACUUACUUUUUUUUUUUUUAUGUUAAUAAAGAUAUAUUUACAGUCAA
This is a messenger RNA of Microplitis mediator, 801 nucleotides long. RefSeq names its product glycine cleavage system H protein (gene ppl). Bases 177 to 695 code for a protein of 172 amino acids. The transcript has 3 exons. Lineage: Eukaryota; Metazoa; Arthropoda; Insecta; Hymenoptera; Braconidae. Gene Ontology annotation, biological process: glycine decarboxylation via glycine cleavage system; protein lipoylation. The record is from RefSeq and is a predicted model, not a curated record. Gene Ontology annotation, cellular component: cytoplasm; glycine cleavage complex; mitochondrion.